AUGAAUUAAGAUGUUUUGAAGCAGAUUAGAUAGCAUUUCCCAAUGAUUGACAAUAUUGUUUUUCGAAAUAUUCUGUCUCAAUAGAAAGACUAAAACCUAUUGAUUACAUUAGUUUAUAUAUUGAAGAGAGUCAGGGAGAUUGUGGGCCAUAUGGAGGACGUCACCAAGUUUGCAUUGUCACUAUGGGAGAAGGAGGAGAUUUAGAUUUCAAAAGAAUGUACUGAUAAAUUGUUUAUGAUUUUAGUGCAUGAUGAGAUAAUAUUGAAUUUGGUUGAAUCAAAGUUUUAUUACUAAGCACUUCUGGCAAAUAAGAAUAGCCAAUUUUUGAGUAAUAUUGGAGUUUAACAUUAGAUAAGAACAAGAUUUACACUGAAGUUUCAGAAUUGUCAGAGCAGAGUAAGAGAGUGAAUGACAUAUUGAUCCAAAACUUUAGCGUAUAGAGACCAUAUCAAUUAUUCGUUGAAGAGCAACAAGAAUUGUAAUCAAAGAAAACUGCUUAGACUCCAAAAAUACCAUAAGUAUAAAAGGGAUAGAAACUAUGUUCUCUGACUUUGAAUAUUUAGGACAGAGAUCAAGUAGAUAAAUUGUAUAGAAACAACAAACAAUAUUUGCAAUAGUUGGGGAUAAAGAUGGAAUAUCCAAAAAACACAACAGCAACACAAACAGAAUAGGUUGAUGGGUUGAUACCUCUGAGUAGCAAAAAGAAUAAGAAUCAGCAGAAGGAUCAAAGCAAAGAGAUGAAGUUCUAUGAAUAUUAAUUAGAAAUGGGACAAUGUACUCAAUAUUUGCCCACUUAUGAUACAGUAGAACAAUUGACGUAAGAUAUCAAAUUGUUUGUUGCUGAAAUCGAUUAAUACAAUAAGAAGAAUAGGAACGCGUUCUAAAAACUUAUUGAUGAAAUAUCUGCUGUUGUAAGUGCCACUUAUGCAGGUGCCCAAAUAGAUGUGUAUGGUUCCUAUGCAACAGAGUUAUGUUUGCCACACUCAGACAUUGAUCUGGUCAUUAAGAUAUCAAACUAACAUGAGAAGUUUGUGACUGAUAUUUUGUAAAGAAUCGAAGUUGAAUUAAAGAAAUGCAAAUUUAUAGAAGAAACAAAAUGUGUCACAUAGUCAACUACUCCUGUACUUAGAGCAAAAUGCAAUAAACAGUAUAUGAAUAAGAGACUCGAUAUUUCAAUUUAAGAGACCAAGCAUAAUGGUUUGCAAUGUGUUUAGUUGAUUCGUAAGUAUAUCAAAAAUUAUGAACCCCUCAAACCGUUGACUCUAAUUAUGAAACAGUUUCUGCAUAAGAGUGAUCUCUCAGACACUUACAGUGGUGGAUUGAGUUCAUAUGGAUUGAUUUUGAUGAUUGUAUCAUUUCUACAGAGCUACCAAAACCAGGAUAAGAAUUGGCCAACCAUAGGUACAUUACUAAUUGAAUUCUUGAAUGUAUAUGGAUGCGAAUUGGAUUAUGCAGGGAAAACAAUCUGUCCAGAUCAACCUGAGGUGUUUGAAUAGGAGACCACGAUUAUUUUUGAUCCUCACAAUUUCGCUUAUUGUCAAUAACAAAGUUUGGUCAUUAUCGAUCCACUCAAUCCAUAAAAUAAUGUUGGACGUCCAUCUUAUAAUGUUGCGAAGAUCAAAGUAAAUCAUCUUUCUCUCCAUUUAGCUUGCGUUUACGGUAGCCUUUUCUAAAUUGCUAACCUUUGACUCUUCAAGCCAACAAUACCCACUCAAGUUUUUUUUCAAUUCGGCUCAAAAUAUACAGUGUUCCCUGCAUUCUGUGCUUGUCAAUCAAUACAAAGCUUAUGCCGAUCAGAUCAUGUUUGGAACAUCUACACGCUAUUGAGUAUAUAAAAUAAAAAUCUAGUUAAGGUUUAAUCAUACAUAUUCGAC
Messenger RNA from Paramecium octaurelia, 1874 nucleotides. The record is from the annotation of a GenBank genome assembly. Lineage: Eukaryota; Ciliophora; Oligohymenophorea; Peniculida; Parameciidae.